This is a messenger RNA of Pecten maximus, 3538 nucleotides long. Its product is annotated as BTB/POZ domain-containing protein 6-like. Gene Ontology annotation, cellular component: cytosol. The transcript has 3 exons. Gene Ontology annotation, molecular function: protein binding. Gene Ontology annotation, biological process: neurogenesis. The record is from RefSeq and is a predicted model, not a curated record. The coding region runs from base 394 to 1899 and encodes 501 amino acids. NCBI's taxonomy places the organism in Eukaryota, Metazoa, Mollusca, Bivalvia, Pectinida, Pectinidae.
CGCAGUAGUUGACUAAAAAAUGUUAAAUAGAGACGUUUCGGCAUGUGUCUGGUCCCAUCUGUACUGUACGCAAAGUGUUAACUUAACAGCGCUCAGUAGAGUAACUGUACAUGUACAUGUGAUGUUAUUGUUAGCGUGUAUCCGAUAUCACGCAUGUGGUCCCUGAUCGCCUGGUUAUCUAAUUACUGAAUCAAGUGAUGGCAUACUUAAAGGUAUACAUCGUAUUCAUUAGGAACUACUGAUAAUUCAAACUGGCAAGACACUAUUUGUUUGUGCAUUCAAAAGUUUUUUACAUUGGCCUAAUCUGUACCACCUACCGUAUAGUCCAGCCGCUGUCCUUAUCGCCUGGGUCAGGUCAAGGUCCCACACUCAUAUGUCAUCGUCUUUCUUCCUAUGGAAUGGAUGAAAAUAUCAGAGAUGUUCCGAUAUUUCACGAAAAUUGCCAGCUUUUCUACUGAGAGUUAUUUCCCCUGCACAGCAGGUGCGAGACUGACACAUCGAAGGCAACAAAAUUGGGCUAAAUCACAAGUGAUGGCCGGGGUUACUGUUGAAGACUGGCAGUCCAACAAGAGUGCAUUGGCUUGUAACCGUUACAUGUUGACCAAUCAGAUUGCUUGUGAUGUGAGUUUCCUAGUUGGAGAGGAUCGUGUACGUAUUCCAGUACACAAGUACAUCCUUAUCAGUAGAAGCUGUGUGUUCUACUCAAUGUUCUGUGGGCCACUUGCUGAGACAAGCUCUGACAUUGCAUUGCCUGAUAUAGAACCUGAGAUAUUCAAGGCUUUAUUAAUGUUUCUGUACUGUGAGGAACUAGACAUACAGCCACACAUGGUUUUACCUCUGUUGUAUGCGGCCAAGAAGUAUUCCAUCCAAGCUCUGGUUAGAAAAUGCAUACAGUAUCUCGAGCUGGACCAGUCGUCAGAGAACAUAUGUGCCAUCCUGGAACAGGCUCACAUGUAUGAUGAAAAGGAUCUAGAAAGGAAAUGUAUGGAUUACAUCUGUAGCCAUGCAAAGGAUGUGAUACAGUCUGAGGACUUCUUGGAACUCAGCCCCACUUCUCUAAUGUGUAUACUCAAAUCUGACGAAAUACAGGUAGAUGAAAAGACCGUUCUCAUCUGUGUUGAGAAGUGGGCAGAUAGAGAAUGUGAAAGAAAGGAUUGGCCAGUGACUCCAGCCAAUGUCCGAAAGGCUCUUGGACCUCUCCUUUAUCAAAUCAGGUUUCCUCUCCUUGGAGAGAAAUAUUUCACAGAUAUAGUAGCAGAUAUGGACAUUUUAAAUGACACUGAAAAGGUAGAAUUGUUCAAAUACUUUUAUAAGACAGGAUCAAAGAUUGAAACCUUUAUCACACGUAACAGAUUUGCAAAUAACACUUCUUCAGGCAGUGAUUCUUUCCACAGUGAGUCGGACACUCGACCCAUACAGACCUGUAUGAGAUACAGGACAGUGUAUGAGGAUGGAUCAUGGUAUUGUGGUGGGGAGCCUGAUGCAGUCGCGUUCACAUGUAACAGGAGUAUACAGUUAAAUGGUGUGCUGGUAUAUGGAUCUUACAUUGGUGAAGGUGUUUAUGAUGUCACAUGUUCUGUUUAUGAUAGUUCCGAAAAAGAGAUUGUGACACGUCGUACUUCUCUGAAGACUAGUGAAAGUCAACACACGUAUCCAGUCCUGCUAGAAGUUCCGAUUGAGAUACCGAAGGCCAAAAAACACAUUCUAGUUGUGAAACUUAUUAGUUCUGAGGGACUGGACACUUAUCAAGGAAAGAACGGCAUGUCAUCUGUGUCUGUUGGCUCUGUACAAUUUAGCUUCAGCAAGUCGAAAUACAGCAGGAAUGGAACGGAUGUGAAAAUUGGACAAAUUCCUGGUCUCUUGUUUACAUGUAAUGAGGAAGAUAUUGAAGAAUUUUGAAAGCAGCGUAUACAGAAACAGUGCCUAAGGCAUUAAAAGUGUUGCCUAGACAGUUAUAUGAUGGCACUAAGUAUUAUAAUUGCAUCUCCAUGUUGCUGAAUCUGAUCGUGAUUCUGUUACAAUUAAGAUUGUGAAACAGUCUUCUGUUAACCAUCUUCUCUAAUCAUUCAUUUAUUUAUUUUGACAAAUUCUCAACAAAUCAAGAGAUACCACGAGUAUGCUGGAAUUAAAACAUCAAUGGGGGAGUUAAAAGUGUGAUUUGUCCCGUAAGGAAGAGAAUGUUAAAGAAGUGGGAGUUAUAAUGGUUGAGAGGAAAAUAAUUGGAACAUGUACAAGAAGAAUUUCACACAAGUGUGGGAGAGGCUCAUGAUCAGAAAUUACGUACACAUUGCUUCUAUCCUAAUGAAAUCUACCUGUAAAAUACUGUGUAAAAAAAUUGCUUGAAAUGUUGUAAAUAUUGUUUGUUAGAUGGCAACUUGUGUGAUAUUUUAAAUUUGUUGAUGAUAUAAUUUAAAUGUCUGUAUUAAUUGAACUUAAAAUGUGAUGAUGUUAGCAAUUUAUUGUUAAUACUGUCAGUAACUGUAUGUAUGAUGUUGACAUUUUGUUGUACAAUGAAGUUAAAUCUGUUUUCAUUAUGUAGUUAUUUCACCUGAUACACAGUAACAGGAUCAUAUAUAACAGGUGUCAAUUAUAUGUUACCGGUAAUAUAACAUUUAGUCUAUGUAGGUUGUGUCUACUUUUGUUCAUCUUGCAGUGAUCAUGAUGUGUACAAUGUAAAUGAAAUGUAUAUAUGUGUAAUUAACACUGUGUAUCAGCCUUAACUACGUAAAUUUGUAAUUUGUUGAGAUAUUCCGAAUAGUAUAACUGUAUAUGAGGUUAUAUAGUUCAGCGUUGGUUUGAAAAGAGGGGCAUUAGUAUAAAAUAGGUAAUGAACUAUAUCUAACUUAUGGCUUACACACAAAUUUGUAUACAUGUACUUUCCUAUUUUUUCUGUUGUGAUUUUACAAUAAUUUACAAGCAAAAAAAAAACGUUCAUGAAAACCUAAUGGCGAAAAAAAAGAUAGUUGUAAUAACAUCUUGACCGACAUCUUUCAAAAACAUUAGCAUAAAAAUUGUGACUUUAUAUAUACAUAGAGAAAUGUGGAGACCUUAUGAUAUGAACACUUUUAUACAAUAACGAUGAAAUAUUGUUUCUCAUUAUAAUAAUGUAAUGACAAUUGAACAAAACAGUUUUCCUGAUGAAUUUAUCAGAUUUUACAGCAGAAUCAUUAAUGAUAAUGUUGUUUUGUUUGUAACAUACCGUGAGAAACUAAUCCAAUGUAUAUUAAUGUCCAUUUUGAACAAAUAUUACAGUAUUAAAGCCAGAUUCGUGAUUCCUUGUUUAUUUAGAUGAAAGAAAAAUGGCUAGAAUGGAGUCAUUUGUUAAAACAUUUGAAUUAACAAAAAGGUCAUAAAUUAAGAUAUUUGGCUGGUAGCUAUAGGUUCUUUGGUAUGGAGCCCCUCAAAAUUUUGAAAGAAAUGACCUUGAUCCAUUUUCAAGGUCACAAACAACUUGGCCUGUAUAGGGACCAACCAACCAAUUGAUUUUCCAUUGACUUUAGUGGAGUUUGGAGUAUAUCAUUAAAAUUCUUGAAUUUGA